AUGGAUUUGGUUUUCACAGGCUUACCAACUUCAGUUCUAUCCCGAAGCUGCGGCACGUCAUGCCCAAGGCAGGCCAGCAGGCCUGACAUUUCGGUGGCGAGCAGAAAUGGCAAGGCAGGCGAUGCUGGGGCGAUCCUCUCGUCUGUUGCCACCUUCGGCCACAGGCUGGCAGCACUGGGUCUCGGCUUAACAGCUGUGGCGCUGCGCAGAGAUUCCAGGUCACGUGGUGAUGGCCGGACCAUCGUCCGAGGCCGGAACUACGAGACAAACAUCAAGAAAAAGAAGGGGCCUGCUGAAAGGAAGCAGGCCAAACUCACGGCAAAGCACUUGAGGAACAUCACUAUGGCCGUGCGCGACGGAGGGCCGGAUCCGUCAGCGAACUCCAUGCUGAGUCGGUUCAUAAAGAACGCGCUGAAAGACAACGUGCCGAGGGACACCGUCGACAGGCGGAUCAAGGCGUUUACGGAGCAGAUGAUCGUGUCCUGUCGAGGCGCGUUCAACUUGUUGCAAUUUGUCCAGGCAUUUCCAGAGAUGUACCACAAUCAGGACAUGCUCAUCAAUGCUGGUGCCAAUCAGCAUGUCCCAGAACUUCCGGAGGCAGCAGGCCACCUGACUUGGAGUCGGGCCAUUGCUGGGCUGGGCCACGCGCAGCAGAAGGACGGGUGCCAUCUACUACAGUUCAACAAGGUUCUUUCAGCACUGGACAAGGGAGAUCAGUGGGAGUGCGCAGAGCUGCUGCUUCAAAGAGCUGGCGGCCUCCGGCUGGAGCCGGACAUGUACAGUUUGGGUGCCGGCCUGAGUGCCCUGGCUCGGCAUCGGCACUGGGCGGGUGCCACCUCCGUCCUCCAAUGGGGCCAGAAAGAGAAGCUGCAAGCCUCGGAGGUCAUUUUCAACUCAUUGAUGAGCUCUUGUGAUCGCAGUGACCGUUGGAUAACUGCCUUCGACGUGUUUCGGACUCUUUACAAGGCGCUGCUGCAACCGAGUCCUGCUUCUUUCAGCUGCUGGAGCCGUUGGCCAGCUGCUGCAGAGGCAAUUUCGGCUAUUCGGCAAGAGGGUCUGCAGCCGAGCCAGAUCAAUCAGGGCAUUGCGAUGAAGGCAUUCCAGCUAGCUGAGUUCUGGCAGUGUGCCUUGUGUCUGAUGCAGGAGACAUGGAAAGGAACAAUCAUCAUCGACCAGGUCACGACCAGCUCUGCCAUGACCGCACUGGAGCGAGGUCGGCACUGGAAAAUGGCCUUGCACCUCUCUGGUCCCGGAGCCGAUGUUGUUCGCAUUGGGGCAGAGGCUGCAGCUGCUGCCGCGGCAGGGUGGCUUCAAGCCCUUUCGUGGCUGCGAAGAGCAGCAGAACUGUCGCUGAAAAUCGGUGUCGUUGCUUUUGGAGCAAUUCUCGCCGCAUGUGAGAAAUCUGGCAUGUGGUCCUUGGCCCUUCAGAUACUCCGAAGUAUGACUCUUGCAUCUGUGGAAGAAAAUACGAUCACCUGCAAUAGUGUCCUCAGUGCCUGCGAGAAGGCUGGCCAAUGGUCAGCGGCAGUGGCGUCUGUUGAAGCAUGCCGGAGCAGGAGGGUCGCUACUGAUGCGUUGUCGCAGAACGCCGUGAUAAGCGCCUGUGAGAAGGCUUGGCACUGGCGGAUGGCAACGAUGUUGCUUCCAGGCUCCGAUGAGGUCGGCUGCAACGCCGCCAUUUCCGCUUGCGAGAAGGUCUCGGGCUGGCACCUUGCUGGUGCAAUUUUGUGUGGCAUGCCCUGGCGACGUUUGCUUCCGACAGAGGUGAGCCACAGCUCAGCGCUGACCUCCUAUGCGAAGUGCCAACUCUGGCAAGGCUCGCUGAGUCUUCUGAGAUCUAUGCGGCGAGUGCUGCUCAUCCCGAACGCAUUCACAUACAGCGCAGCUUUGACUGCAUGUGCCUCGCCAACGACUUGGCAGCAGGCAGUUGGCCUAUUGGAAGACAUGCGUUCAGACAAGGUCGUGCCAGGAGGCGAUCUUCUGGUGGCAGUCACAUCGGCCUGCAGCGUUGCCUCGCAGUUCGGAGCGGCUCUUGACCUCCUGACGGAGACGGAAGAGUGGUUGACGGACUUCCUCAGCGACUGCAAGCGGCGUUGA
This is a messenger RNA of Symbiodinium sp. CCMP2592, 2097 nucleotides long. NCBI's taxonomy places the organism in Eukaryota, Dinophyceae, Suessiales, Symbiodiniaceae. The record is from the annotation of a GenBank genome assembly.